CUUCUGCUUCGGAGAGAAAUAUGGUGGCCCAUGUUUACGAUGCAAAAAGGUAACCAAGGGAAAAGUUGUGAAAUAUGUAGCGAAAUUAUCAAAGACAAAAAAUCCUACAGACAGGUGAAAUCAAAUGUAGAUUUUUAUCAGUUAUUUUUAGAACUGAACUUGGAAGAAGACGGUUACGUUUGCAAGUUUUGUGUUAACAAGUUAAAUAGACUUGUCAGAAUUGACGACGACAUUAAAACGAAAGUAGCGAAGUUGACCGAGAAACGGAAUGAGUUGUUGGCAGAAUUAAAAAAUGCUGUCGGUAGCAAUGUACUUACACCUGUCAUUAAAAAACGGGGACGACAAAAAAACACACCAACACCCCGUAAACUAAAGGUCCGACGCUUGUUGUCAUUCCCAAAUUCUCCUGGAGCUAGUGACGUGCGUGACCCAGCUGAUUCCAUAAAGCCAUUGAGAGAUGAAUCAGCAGGAGAGAGAUCUCAGCAAGCUGCAGAUGUAUUGGAUGAACAAAUUCAGCCCUUAGUUGUAGACAGUGUACAACCUGAUUCACAAACUAAGUUAUACCAUGAAAAGGACUUUGAUGUCAAGAUCACAGUAAAGUAUGGAAGCAAAUAUAGGUCUUCAGUUGUUCAUGAUCCCAUCAAACAAGCGAUAUGCAGAGCUAUGUUCAACAACAGUAAAACUUUUGUACAUCACUUGAUGAAGACAGACCAGUACAAGAAAAUUGUAGUUCAAGUCAUUUGUAAGGAGAUACGCAAGGAAAUCAGCGAAAUUUGCAGAAAAGAAGGUAAUCAGCUGCAUUACAACACCGAAAUUAAGGACUGGAAAAGUCUCCUGCAAUAUUUCAACCAGCGAGCUCCUAUUACUGCAUCAUUGUUAAAAAGUGUUAUAUCAAAGGAUGUUAAAGAGAGUGAAAUUGAAGGGCAUAAACUGAUAAGCCUCUGCACUGGGUUUUCAGUUUUGUUGUACAGCAGAAACAACACCCUAUCAAGACUGCAGUACAAUAUUGGACUGAUAUUGGAUCAAUGUGGUGCCACCAAAGAGGCAAUAUCAGUGUUACAUGACCUGGGGAUAUCUGUGUCUCCAAGUGCUUUACACAGAAAGAAGAGAAACAUUGUAAGACAACAAGAAGAGAUUGUUCAAGAAACAGUUGGCAAGUAUGUUUCUGAGAGGCGAGAUGCCAUGACUGCAACCAAACUCAUUAGGGAGUAUGAAGAUCAAAUGAGUGAAAUGAAUGUAUUGUUCAAACCUAAAACUCAGCCAGUUUUGUUUGAAAAAUUUGACAUGCCCAGGACCCCUAGAGUGUUGUCAAAUGGAUGUGGGGUGCAGUUAGAUACUUUAACAACUCGUGAGCUUUGGGAUUGUUCUAAAAGAUCAACAUCCAAUACCAGUGCAGACAGUGAAGUGACUUUUUCAAUGAAUUACCAUUCACAGAUGAGAGGUGUGACUCAGGAACCAGUCACUGUGCAGUUUAAUGCUAGUGCAAAUCAAAACUCCAACCCAGGGAUCAUUUACUCCUCAGGAAAUCAAGGAAAAGUGGUGUCUUUUUUGAAAGAGAAAAUUCGGAAAACUAAGGAAAAUCCAUCUCCACCCAUUGGAAUCUUAGGUGACAAUGUUGAUAUACUUGUUAGUCCAGCUAAUAUGACUUUAGAUAGACAAAGAAAAUCAUGGCAUUGGUUUCUUCUGCUUGCUACUCAGAAAAUAAUAACUGACAAGGAUCUUCCAACAGAUGAAUCCUUAGCUUAUGUAGAAACGAUUGACAGUUGUGAGUUUGUUCCAUCUGAAGAUGAAAUCGAAGAAUAUCAGAAAAAUACACAAUUCCAUGUGGCAAAAAUAUUAACAAAGUAUAUCGAGGAGCUGAGGCAAUUCGAGAGACUCCUUCCAAAUAACAUCCAGCACCCAUAUAUUGAAAAAACUUCCCAGAAGUCUGUGUUCAUUAACUGUGAUUUAAUUGAUGAAAGUGAAAAUUCCUCUGAUGGAAUGAUUCGUAUACUGCAAAGAGUGCAUUCUUUAGCAGUGCCAUACAUCAAUGAAAACAUUGAAAAGGUAGUGCUGGGUGGUGAUGUUUUGACCAAUGAACGAGCUUUGAGUGCACAACAAGCCAUGAGAAACAAUGAGACCUGCGAUGAAAAGUUACUUGGUGUAAUACAUAGACCUGAAGGAUUACACAGGCAGAUGAAUUUUCUGAUGGUGACGUUUCACCAUUGGAAUUUACUGUUUUUGGUUUACUUCAUUCUACGGGCAUAUAUCAAGAGUUUUACAAAGAGGAAAGUAGUGGUGAUGGUGGCAGUCUAUAUCAGCUUCGUAACUUAAUCAACAGAAGAAAUUUAUCAGGAGCUGAACAAGUGACCAAAGACUUAAGGUCACACAUGACAUACAUCAUGGAUGUAAUGAGUGGAUAUGUGGUUGCAGCAUUUAUGAGUUUACACAACAUGAAUGAUUUAGACGACAAACCAGCAAACCUCCCACUAUUUUCUCUCAUGAAUGAAAAUCAAAAGAAGGACUGGCUAUAUGAUCAAGCUGAAAUUGUGAUGGAUAGUUUAGGAAUCAAGGAUACAAGCUACAUAGAAGUGCUGCGUGACAAUGUUAAGCAUUUAGAUAUAGACUGUCAAAAAGUUGGUGAAAUGAAAGACGUGAAUGGGUUUAAGUGUGCACUAUGUGAGAAACACUAUCUAACUGAGGGUCACUUUAGGAAUCAUCUCAAGAAGAAGCAUCGGUGGCAGUUUCAUGAGUGCGUACCACCAAAAAGCUCUGACAGUGUUGUUUCUAGUUUCAUGAGGAUGGCCCUAUUGCUUCAUGACACUUGUGAUGCAUAUCGAAUGGGGGAUGGUGAACGUUGCUUUCGUAAUGCAAAAUUUGAAUGGCUCUACGCAGGUGCGCUUGGGCAUACCCGUUAUAAAUUAGGGUUAUGGAGGUAUAUUGCAUACAUAGCUGCCAUUCUUAGCCCAAGAGAUAGUUUCGAGUACAAGUGGAACAUUUGUCAGAAUUUGAUGGGAGGAGUUGACCAAAAUGUACCUAAUGAUAAUUGUGUGGAACUCCAGAUCAAAAAAAUAAAAACUCAGCUCAAUACACAGGGCGCUAAUAAGUCAUUUAAUUCAGCCAAAGUGGUGACAAUGUCUACGCAAGUAAUUGAUACGAUGAAGCAAAUAAUACAGUGAAGGCUGGAAGGAAGAGACCAGAGAUUGACAAAUCCAGGGACAUCAGCCGAAUUGCAGAGUGUGUGCUAAAAGAUGGACAUCGUGUUGUCACAGAUUGGCCAUCGCUCAGUCAAGCCAAAGAACCGCUUUCCAAACUUGAUCCAAAGGCUAUGCAACAGUGGAUGCAGUUUCAGAAGAGAAUUGCUUCCAAAUUACUACACUAGAACAUGGACAGUGAAAAUGUAGUCUAUGUAAUCAUAGUAGGUCUUUGUUAGGCCUCGCCUAAUGACAGGUGCCCUAUAGGUAUCAUUUUAUGUCAAUGAAGUUGUUUCUUUGAAAAGAAUUUCAUGAACUUUACACUUGAUUUCACAAAGGAAGGCCUGAUUUAUCAGAUUUGUCAUUGAAUACAUAGUUAUGGGAGUCGGAAUUUUUUUGUGAAAUCAGUAAGAUAAUGAUAGCAUCUUGUUUGAUAUGCCGUAUCUUUGAGACUAGAAUUUUUUUAGGGUGGAUGUACCAAUUCAACUACCAGACCAGAUACAUGUAGUUCAGAUGGUUAAUAUUCAUUGUAGGUCUCUUUCUCACUUGGCAGUUUUCUGUUAAAUAUGAGAAAGUAUUUAAGCUUGUUACAAUUAUCGGUAUCAAUGGCCAUUUUCACAAAAAAUCUUUGGAGUAAUAAAGUUUGACUCUGCCUUAAACUCAACUGUUUAAGAAUGCCAGUUUUAUUACCUAUGUAUAUAAUUAGGUUUGCCCUUUCAGAAAUAUACCAGUACGUAAAAGAUAUUAGAAUUAGUGUUUUAAUGUAUUCAAUGUAAAACGAAGGGAUAAUCAGCAAUUUUGAAGGAUUUAAAUCAAUUGAAAAUAAUAUCUAUUGUUAAAUAAUGAUGAAAUUGAAGUAGAAUAUAUUUUCAUGUCUGGUAAAUGAUUAGAAGCUAGUCUUUAUGCACUUCAGACUUCAAAGUUAUCUGCCCUUUGUAAAAAUUAGAAAAAUAGAAUUUUCUACAGAUAUGUGUGGUAAAUGAUUAAUUUUAUUUCAUGUUUUCAUAGAGAAAGUGUAUGAUUCAAUUUGUGCAAUCAUUCAAACAUACUGAACAUGCUGAAUGAAACUGAAAUCUUGAAAGCAA
Ostrea edulis (European flat oyster) is the source of this 4258-nucleotide messenger RNA. RefSeq lists its product as uncharacterized. The transcript is spliced from 6 exons. NCBI's taxonomy places the organism in Eukaryota, Metazoa, Mollusca, Bivalvia, Ostreida, Ostreidae. The record is from RefSeq and is a predicted model, not a curated record. The coding region runs from base 31 to 2313 and encodes 760 amino acids.